Molecule: messenger RNA, 2839 nt
Organism: Osmerus eperlanus (European smelt)
Lineage: Eukaryota; Metazoa; Chordata; Actinopteri; Osmeriformes; Osmeridae
Exons: 10
Coding region: 224-1393 (389 amino acids)
Molecular function (GO): calcium ion binding
Source: RefSeq, a predicted model, not a curated record
UGCAACUGUUGAAAUUAGUGUUUGUACUUGACAUUGCAAAAAUCCCUCGGAUGUUGAAGUGCUUAGAGCACCACCUCUAUCCUUUUUUUCAACGAUAGACAUUUAUGCAGAAGUCACACUAUCAAAGAUAGUGGAUAGCUUUACGUUACUGUAGCUGUUGUCAGGUUACUCCUGAGGAUAAACAAUUUGCAAGACACUGGCAGCAUUUCCGAGGAAUAACAAAAUGCUGUGGAUGUAUUUGUGCUUGAGUGUUGUCAUCAACAUUGCUGUGUCCCAGGAGGUUGAAGAACCUGUCACAUACACGUGCACCGAUGGCUAUGAGUUUGAUGUUGACCGACAAGAAUGCAAAGACAUCAACGAGUGCGUGACAGUGCCUGACGCCUGCAAAGGUGGCAUGAGAUGCAUCAACCACUUUGGUGGGUACUUCUGCCUGCCCCAGAAUGCCCAGAUCAUCGUCAGCAAUGGAGAGGAUGAACCUGCGGCUGCGAUGGAUGAUGUGCGCGACCUGCCGUCGCCUCCUGUGGAGGCUCCAGCCUUACCAAUUCAGAGGGUCAUACCGAUUGGUAGCGGAAGCCGAGGGGGCACUGGAUACAGUGUUGGAGCCGGCGCUGCUCUCUCUCCACCAGUGCAAUGUGCUAUGGGCUUCAUGGCUGAUGAGACCAAUUACUGCAGAGAUGUCAACGAGUGUGAGGAUAGCAAUCCAUGCCAGCACCAGUGCUACAAUAUCAUGGGCUCCUUUAUCUGCCAAUGUGAACAAGGCUAUGAGUUAGUGUCAGACCAAGUAUCAUGCCAAGAUAUCGAUGAGUGUGCUUUCUCCAGCUACAUGUGCCAGUGGCAGUGUGUAAACCAGCCUGGAGGGUAUGUCUGUGCCUGUCCUGAGGGAUACCAACUCCAAGGCACCCGAGUAUGCCAAGACAUAAAUGAGUGUGAUACAGGACACAACUGCAGAGAAGAUGAGAUGUGCUGGAACUACUUUGGAGGCUUCCGGUGCUACCCUAGAAACCCCUGCCAUGAACCUUACGUGCAGACAGGAGAAGGUCGUUGCAGCUGCCAGUCACCAUCCAUCUGCCGGGGACUUCCACCAUCCAUUGUGUACAAAUACAUGAGCAUCACCUCAGAACGCUCCGUACCAGCAGACAUCUUCCAGAUCCAGGCCACCAGCGUCUACCCCAACAUGCACAAUAACUUCAGGAUCAAGUCUGGCAACGAGGGAGGAGAAUUCUUCCUCAGGCGCUCCAACAACGUCAGUGCCAUGCUAGUGAUGACAAAGCCACUGACUGGUCCAAGGGAGCACGUUGUAGAUCUGGAGAUGGUCACCCAGAACAACGUCCUUAACUACCGCUCCAGUUCUCUAUUGCGGCUUACCAUCAUCGUUGGACCCUAUGCUUUCUAAGACAUUUUUUGUAUUCAUUAAGUAGCCUACUGAUAUCAUAUCAGCUUACUCUACUGAUCAAGAUCAAAAUAGAAAGGGCUGAAUCUCAAUAAAUUCACCUUAUCAUUACUAAAUGAUUAGAGCACAGCUAAAUAAUUGUAAAGCAAUGUUUUGUAUUGCUUUUUCUUAGCUUUCUAAAGAUAUCAAUUUUGAUAAACCUUUUGAUUUACUAUUAAUUGGCGAAUUAUCUGUUUGUAUUUUCUAACACAACACUUACAGUGUAACCAAACACAGAAACAUAUUUUUCCAGAUUUGAUUUGUUGGAAAAUUCUGGCUCUUUUUGCCCCUUGUGGUUAAAAACGUUUGAAGAAUUGUGUGAGGUAUGACUACUUUUUGGAGGUACUCUGACGUAUCACAGGGUAUGGCUACCAUAAGAUGUUCUAGCGGGUAACACUUCUAAGAUAACGCAAAAUACAGGUGACUGUGCAGCAAUAAUGUGGGAGUUUGAGAAUAAUACAACCACUAGGGUGGUUUAGUUAGUCUGCUAAGUGCUUUUUGUAGAUUUACCAAUUAUUAUAUGCAUCCUAAAAUUUGAAUGAAUUUUUCAACAUUUAUUAGAACUGUAGAAUUGUACAUGUGUGUUCAGUGUUGUAGAUUUAGGCAUCUCUAAAAACAAUGAAGUGUCAAGUUUUGGCAAUAUUGUGCUUGGUUCCACAACCCCCCCCCCCCCCCCCCCCCCACACACACACACACACACAUAAAUGGUUACCUCUGAGCCAAGAGUGAUGAUGUGGGUAAAUUACAGGUUUAGCCAAUCCAAUUCUAAUCUCCUUUUGGACAAAGGUCUGUAAUUAGAUUUUGGAUGGGUAAAUGCUGGGCUGAGACGUGUUAGAUGUGUAAGUGCUGGAGCCGUAGUUGAGUCUCUGCAGGCCUAAAGCUCUGGCUUGUAUCUAAUAGAGAUAUCAUACAUGUCUGUUCAUACUUCCUAACUUCUUGACCCUUGAGGUAACCUACACAUGUUUUCAUUUGAACUGUCCUAUGUGUAAAUUUGCUUUGAUGGAUUAUCUGAGUUGAAAUCGGGUGAUAUUUGUACUUGAAAAUGUGUGUCUUUGGGUCUUUGGGAAUGAACGAUUAGAUUAGCUUGAAGUGAAAACCAACACACGUGUACAGAAAAUACUAGAGUAAGGAUUUGAUUUAGCACAUCACUGACUAACAAUAACAUUACUAAAAUAUACUUUAUGCUUUCUUUGUUGCUACACACAUACAUCAAUACAGAAUAAGACAACACAAAUUUUCUUUAAAUAGUCCAAUUGGAUUUGUUUUCUUGUUUUUGGUUUUGAUUUUGAGAAUUGUGAAAUGCUUCAGAUGUUAAGUUUCAAAGUAAUAAGAAAAUUGAAUGUUUUUGAAUCCAUUCGAGUGUUGCUCAGCAACCUCUGUCCAAUGGGAAUAAAGCAAUCAUUCCUCAGA